Cryphonectria parasitica EP155 is the source of this 2002-nucleotide messenger RNA. RefSeq names its product cytochrome P450. Bases 1 to 1623 code for a protein of 540 amino acids. The record is from RefSeq and is a predicted model, not a curated record. NCBI's taxonomy places the organism in Eukaryota, Fungi, Ascomycota, Sordariomycetes, Diaporthales, Cryphonectriaceae. The transcript has 3 exons. Gene Ontology annotation, molecular function: monooxygenase activity; heme binding; iron ion binding.
AUGGAUUUCCUCAGUGACAGGCCCUGGGCACAGUUUUCACUCCUCUUUGGCCCUCUGCUCUUUCUCAUCUACCACUUCUUUAUCCAUCCUGCUCUUAUCUCUCCCCUGUCUCGAAUCCCAAAUGCCCACUGGUCCGCCCCUGUAACGCCCCUCUGGAUUCUGUACAAGCGUUUCAAGCGGCAAGAAAAUGGCACACUGGAGGAAGCACACAAGAGGCUUGGCCCAUUUGUUCGGGUUGCGCCCAACGAAGUGAGCGUGGAUGAUCUUGAUGGUGUAAGGACGAUUUACCAGGGAGGUUUCGAGAAGACACAAUGGUACUCAGUCUUUGAUAACUACGGGGUGCCUUGCAUGUUCUCCUCACGGACCUCGAAGGAUCAUUCUCUAAGGAAGCGCAUGAUAUCCAAUGUCUACUCGAAGUCAUACAUCCAGGCAUCGCCUGCCGCGGCGGCGCAAGCUGAGAUCAUCAUCCACGACAGGCUGCUGCCGACGCUAGAGAAGUCACUGGCAGACCAGGGCGUCGAUGUCUACUCGCUCUUCCUCGCAGUGGUCAUGGAUUUCAUCUCGGCCUACAUCUGGGGCAUCUCUCGGAGCACAAACUUUGUGCAAAACAAAGGCUAUCGUGAGCACUGGCUGGAGCUGUACAAGUCGCGCAACGACUACGGCUUCUUCCCUCAAGAGCUGCCACGGCUGACAGCCUUCUGCAAGCGAUUUGGGGUCAGUCUGUACCCCGGCUGGGUGGACGCGGCCAACAAGGAGCUGGCAGCGUGGAACACCCUUCUUUGCGAACAGACCUCAGACCACCUAACGGCUGCUUCCAGAGCCUCGAAGGAUGAGGCCUCUGCCGACGAUGCAGUGGUGAUGAGGGCACUCAUCAACGGCAUCGAUAAGGAGGAGGCGGCAAAUGGCGAGAAGUCGCUCCUGUACCACACCAGCAUCCUUCAGCGUGACCUCUCCAUCCAAUCUGAGCUCUGGGAUCACGUUCUUGCCGGACAGGAGACAGCUGGGCUUACCUUGACCUACCUGACCUGGCGGAUGUGUCAGCGCCCGGAGCUGCAGGCCCAGCUGCGCGAGGAGUUACUGACAGUCCAGCCCACUGCGCGUGUCGAACAGGGCCGGGAUCGCUCACUCCCUGACCCCAAGAAAUUAGACAGCCUGCCGCUUCUUCAUGCCAUCGUCAUGGAGACAAUGCGACUCCAUGCGCCGAUUCCUGGACCACAACCGCGAGAGGUGCCUUAUCCAUCGGCCAAGCUUGGGCCAUACACGAUUCCAGGCGGCGUUAGGAUCGCCGCGGCGGCACACACUCUGCACCGCGACGAGGGUGUAUUUGCUCGACCUGAGGAGUGGGAUCCAACGCGCUGGCUCAACGAGACAGACCAAGACAGUAGAAGGGCGAUGAAUAGGCAGUUCUGGGCGUUCUCCUCUGGGGGCAGAAUGUGUAUCGGGUCUAACUUUGCUGUACACGAGAUGAAACUGAUCACUGCGAUGGUGUACCUAAACUACACUACAUUUAUUGUGGACGAUGCGGGCAUCGAACAGGGUGAUGGGUACACAGGCAGGCCGGCAAGUGAGCAGCUGUGGCUACGCUUUGAGAGAGUCUCCUCCCCGCCUGCCUGUCCGCUCUGAGAUGCUGUCAAUCAGGACGAUGAGGUCAUGAUGAUCACCCCCCCGCCCCUUUCUCGCUCUCUCCCCCCUCGACGCUCUCAGUGUUUUGGGGUGGAUCUGUCACAUGUGACCAGGUGGAUGAUGGGAGUGGGCACGGUGGCUCCCCUCAGCGGUCAGAUAGGGCUACAGUGUUUACUACAUACUAUGUACUACGCACACGUCGUAUGUACUAUAGUACCGUGAUGAAGGAAGCUGGAGUGGGCCGAUUGAUUUAAAGUGCUUGCAUACGGGUGCCACAUAGUACUACAGGUACGAUAUGCACCAUAGUGGUACUAUGUAGUCAGAAGAGGAGAUCUUCUAUGUGGCAGUUCACGUCACAUGUCAUCUUUGCAGCACGCAU